Messenger RNA from Acanthosepion pharaonis, 468 nucleotides. Lineage: Eukaryota; Metazoa; Mollusca; Cephalopoda; Sepiida; Sepiidae. The record is from the annotation of a GenBank genome assembly.
AUGCGUUUGUAUUCUUCUUCUUCUUCUUCUUCUUCUUCUGCUGCUGCUGCUGCUACUACUACUACUACUACUAUUACCACCACCACCACUACUACUAUUACUACUACUUCUGCUUUCUUUUUUACCUCCACAACUACUACUUCUUUUUUAUCCCUUCUCUUUCUUCCUUACUUCUCUCCACUUUCUCAGCAUCUUUUCCUACUCCUCUUUUCCCCUCUUUUUUUAUUUCCAAUUCUUUUACUAACUCCCAGCUCCCCUUUACUCCUUCCUCUACUCCUCCUUAAUUCUCUAUUGUUCCCACAAUCAACUUCUCCCCAAUUUUAUAUUCCUCAUAUAUUUCAGUUCUUCUUCUUCUUCUUCUUCUUCUUCUUCUUCUUCUUCUUCUUCUUCUCCUAUCUAUCUAUCUAUCUAUCUAUCUAUCUAUCUAUCUAUCUAUCUAUCUAUCUAUAUUGCGUCUUCUUAGGCUAA